AUGGCGAGGAGAUCGCAGCCCAGCACCGACUCGUCACCGACGUCAUUCUAUGCAGGCAAAGAAGACGAAUCUGAGCGCACCGCCAAGUCCACCACCGCGAGCACACCUGUUAAAAGCCAGCCGUGUCCAUAUCGAGAGGCGCGAGAGCUGCCACACGAAUUAAAAGAACACUGCCAGAUCUUUCUGGAGGAACAACUAUAUACCUGCGCUAUCAACCUCCUCAACAGCAUUCUUGGCUCCGGCAUCUCAAGAAAAUCACCAAGCAGCAAGCCGGUGUCCAUCCCCCCGCCCAGCCAUCUCGCACUCCUCAGCACCAUUACCGUUUACCCGCUACACACCACGCGCGUCGACAAGCCCGAGCACCUCGACGUCCCCUCCCUCGCCUUGGGCUACCUUCGCAAUGUUCUUACGGUAGUUGGACCGCUUCACGCCGAUUUCCGAUCCGCAUUCCAGUUCCGCUCCACACCGAGAUGGAAGAGUCGAGCAGGACAUACUGGCCAUGGUAGUGACAGCGAGAUGUCUGAUGAUGACUCGGAGGGCCGCCAUGAUUUGCUGCGGGGAAAGAUUGCAAAUGAGGGCGGUGUGUGGACCAAGGGCCAGGACUUCUGGUCUACCGUGGGGUGGGCGUUUCACUGCUGCACACUGCUGCCACAUCGAUGGAGGUACUGGAAGGCGUGGCUGGAGUUUAUGCUGGAUGUGUUGGAUGCUGACUGGGAUGAGCGAGAGCGUCGCGACAAGGAGGAUCAUGAGACGAACGGUCAAGUGGGCGAUGAACCUACCAUGUGGCGUGCGGAAUCCAUGAUCAUCAUGUACAUGGACCAAAAGGACGGUCGCCACUCCGGCCCCAAGGCCAUCAUGAAGGCCUUGUUUGCUUACAACGGCAGCGUGUCUUCUUCAUCUUUCCAGGCGAUAUUCGACAAAGAACACAAAGGGCCGAGGCGGCGGGUGAAGAAGCGGAAACGCGAUGCGGUCCUUGACCUGGCCAACGACCAAUUCGGCGACUAUUUCGACGAAGACGACUCAAUUUCUUCGGGCGUCUCCGAACCUGGGACCCCCCAAAAACAGCGCGCAAAAGCUGGCGGUUCAGGGAUUGGCGCGGGUAUGACUGAAUCCAUCCAUCUACGGCUGCGUCUAUUCAGACUGCUUUCUGCAGCCACGAAUACGCUACGCAGCCGAUCAGAGCUUAAUAGGCUUUACGAGGAUUUUGCAGCCGGCAUCAAGGUCCUUCCCUUGGAUAUCUUUGCGUUACUCGUUUCCCAGCGGUCGAACCCUCUAUUGCCAGAGACGCACGUCACCUUGUUAAAGGAAUUCUUCCACCUGCUUCUCCCCUCAUCCUACAAGGAUCCCCGCAAAGUGGACGAAGAAGGCGAUAUCACGGGCAGUCUGACGAUGCCCAUGCUGGAACAAUGCUACGUCUGCUACCCGGCGAAUACAGUUGGCCUGGAGGAUAAUGCUAAGUUAUCGCUGGUGGUUGAGAGCGCGAUUCAGCUGCUGUGGAGAUUUGAAAUGGUCGAGCACACGGAGAGUUUCGCUGCCGCGGUAAAUAAGGGCAUAGAAGCGAGAGCGAAGAAGGCGCAGAAGAAGAGGACAGGGCCCCGAAAGGUCGAUGCAGCCGAUUCGCAUGCUCUUAAUGUUUUGAACGCAUCUGCCGAGAGGAUCCAAACCUUGUUGGAAGUGCUGGAGGCUUCUGCUGAUUGA
Molecule: messenger RNA, 1698 nt
Organism: Trichoderma virens Gv29-8
Lineage: Eukaryota; Fungi; Ascomycota; Sordariomycetes; Hypocreales; Hypocreaceae
Exons: 2
Coding region: 1-1698 (565 amino acids)
Source: RefSeq, a predicted model, not a curated record